GUUUGAAGUAGCUCAUAGCUCUGUUCAGUUACUUUACCCCUGAAUGCCUCUGUCUUUCUCUUGCCUGCAGUCUACCCAUGGCAAGCGCAGUGACGUCGGCCUCGGGGAAUUUCCGAGCUGCGGAACUUCAGGCAGCUUCGAAGCAGCCAUCAUCUCUCCACAACGCUCGUUUCUCAUCAUCAAAACAUCUGCAACUGGCGCACCAGCAUUGCAAAGUACACAACAGUAAUAGACCUGCUAUGACCACGUUGUGCCACACCAAUUGCGCCUCCUAGUACCGGUGAAGCUCUUCUGCCUAGCCUAACAUGUCUCUCACACUGAAAAUUACCUCGCUGUUCGUGAGGACGCUUGCAAAGCCUAUGGCUAAUGCCAUCAAGCGCAAUGCCCACGAACACGAGCGUUUCCGCAGAUUAUGUGUCGGCUUUGCGCAACGGGUACACCGAGUAGAUAUGCGCAUGCGCCUCGGCCUCCUACAGGACCCCGCGGUAAUCGAUCGGCAAAUCAAGAAGGAGGUGGCGGCAGCUAAGGCUGCCCGAGACAGACAUGCAACGCCCACGGUCAAGACAGAAGCGGAGAUGAAGACCGAAGAAGAAAUGACAGAAAAGGAAAAAGAAGAUAUCAAGAAGAGGACAGAGGAGAGGUUCAAGCCACGGAUUCGACCGCUAUCCGAACAAAAGGCUAUCGAGACCGGAGCAAACUUUGUCGCCGAGACGUUCAUCUUUGCUGUCGGCAUCAGCGUUAUUGUGUUCGAGCAAUGGCGCCAGAGAAGGAAAGCUAAGAACGCUCGAGAUGAUAUUCGGGAGGACCUCGAAGAACUGCAGAUCGAGCUGAAGACUGUCAAAAGCGAGCUGGAGGAGUUGAGAAAGAAGCAGCCUGACCCUGUACAGCAAGGAAAGCUGCUCAGCUUCUGGAGAGGUAGCGGAGUAUCUGAGCAUCAGAAGACGGAGGAGGAACACCGAGCCGAGGCCAAGACAGCUGUUGCUAAAGAGAAGGAAGCCAAAAGGCUCAGAGAGCAAGCGGAGGCAGAAAUGCCUUCAAGCGCAACCAAUCUCACGACCACACAAGCAUCGAACCUUUCCCAAGGGCAACCGACAUUGGACGAUAGCAAAACCCAGCAUUGAGCUUCAACCUUUCACAUUGUCCGGAGAUUGGAUAACCUGUUUCACUCUGGCUUCUCUUUUCCACUGAGGCUGCUACGGCGGACUGCGCUGGCCACCAUCUCGCAGCCCUGCUUUGUACGCUGUAAAUACUUUCUCCUCUCACGAUACCCAUUCCGCUUAUAGAAGGACGAUAGAAUUGUGC
Molecule: messenger RNA, 1302 nt
Organism: Macroventuria anomochaeta
Lineage: Eukaryota; Fungi; Ascomycota; Dothideomycetes; Pleosporales; Didymellaceae
Exons: 2
Coding region: 306-1121 (271 amino acids)
Biological process (GO): regulation of lipid metabolic process
Cellular component (GO): mitochondrion
Source: RefSeq, a predicted model, not a curated record